Messenger RNA from Felis catus (domestic cat), 3566 nucleotides. It is a transcript of the gene PLSCR4, whose product is annotated as phospholipid scramblase 4. The record is from RefSeq and is a predicted model, not a curated record. Gene Ontology annotation, cellular component: plasma membrane. Bases 463 to 1533 code for a protein of 356 amino acids. Gene Ontology annotation, biological process: plasma membrane phospholipid scrambling. The transcript is spliced from 11 exons. Lineage: Eukaryota; Metazoa; Chordata; Mammalia; Carnivora; Felidae. Gene Ontology annotation, molecular function: phospholipid scramblase activity.
UGUUUUUAAUUUGGAAAGCCCUCCUCUUCCUGCCCCCUUCCUCCGCUCCUCCUCUUUCCUCGGCUCCGCUAGGAAAGUUAGACCCCGGCCCGGCGUCGCGGGUGCAGAGCGGACGGCGGGCCCGGCGGAUUCCUUACCAGGAGGCCACUCUUCAGUCCUCUACACUCUCUCCACCACAUGAUACCAUCUCCAAGACAGAAAAGUGUUUUCAUUUUGGUCCAGCAGAUCUGUUGGGCAAUAGCAGAGUAGUGUUACCUGCCUGUCUAAGCCAGCAUCGGGCUCACCUGGAUUACUGCUGCCGUCCGUCUUCACUGCGUACUUCCACUCUUGCCCCCUCAAGAUAAAGUGUAAUCAGAUCCCGUCACUCCACUGAUGAAAGUCCUCCAAGGAUUUCCCAGCUGCAGUUACAGCAAAUCGCAGAUGUUUUGCCUCAGCCUUCAGGACUAAUUGGAAUUCUUCAAAAUGUCAGGUGUGAUCCCCACAGCCCCUGAGCAACCUGCAGAUGAGAAGGACAAUCAGAUAAAGUCUCCUGAUCAAAGGCCUGAUGCACCUCCUGACUAUAAUUCCCAUUUUGUACCAGUAAUGUCUACACCCAAUGUGGGGCUCAAACUCACAACCCCAAAAUCAAGAGUCCUAUGCUGUACUGACCGAACCAUCCAAGUGCUCCCUCAAGCAUUCUGGAUGACAACCUACUAUGACCCACAGACCCCCUGGACCGGCUGUCCCUGCACCUGCAGGCUACGCAGGAGGCUUGCCUAUGGGAUACAACAGUCCGCAGCAGCCCGGUACCUUCUUCUCAUACCAGCCAGCUGGUGGUGCCCAUCCUAUCCAGUACCAGCCUGGCAAAUACCAUAUGUCAAAUCAGCCUGUUUCAGUAACAUGGAUGCCAGGGCCUCCUCCUAUACCAAACUGUCCUCCUGGUCUGGAAUACUUAACCCAGUGAUCACAUCUUUUGAAACUAAUAAUGGAUAUGAUAUUAAAAACAACCUGGACCAGAUGGUUUACAUCGUAAAUGAAGACACAGACGACUUUACCAGAAAUGCUUAUCGGACACUAAGGCCCUUCGUCCUCCGGGUCACUGACUGUAUGGGCCGAGAAAUCAUGACCAUGCAGAGGCCUUUCAGAUGCACCUGCUGUUGCUUCUGUUGUCCCUCCACCAGGCAAGAGCUGGAGGUGCAGUGUCCUCCUGGUGUCACCAUUGGCUUUGUUGCAGAACACUGGAACCUGUGCAGGGCAGUUUACAGCAUCCAGAAUGAGAAGAAAGAAAAUGUGAUGCGAGUACGUGGGCCAUGUUCAACCUAUGGCUGUGGUUCAGAUUCUGUUUUUGAGGUCAAAUCCCUUGAUGGUGUAUCCAACAUCGGCAGUAUUAUUAGGAAGUGGAACGGUCUGUUAUCAGCAAUGGGCGAUGCUGACCAGUUUGAAAUUCACUUCCCAUUAGAUAUGGAUGUGAAGAUGAAAGCCAUGAUUUUUGGAGCCUGCUUCCUCAUUGACUUCAUGUAUUUUGAAAGAUCACCACGACGUUCAUCAAGAUAGAUGGACACAGCAAAUCAACAAUUAUGGUUAAUUAAAAAAAAUUAGAGAAGUUGGAUUGGGUUUAUAAUCCCCUGAAUUAUUUGCAAAUAUAUGUAUCUGCUUUUGCAGAUUAUUUUUACUGGGUAUUAGCUCUGACAGGUAGGCUGAGUGUAAGGGCAAGAACACGUGUUUUAAUUGAUUGAACCAUGUGUUUUAAUUGAUUGUCUCUCUGUCUACAUGGUAGACUAGGAGUUCACCUUGAAAAAGCUAUAACUCAUUAACCAAGUAGACAUAAUACAAUGAGCUUGAAAACACUUUACUUACCCUGAGAUAAGGGAAAAUGAAUCCCAGGGCUCUCACAUUAAUGGGUCAUGAAAUGGCAAGCUUUUUAGAGCAGUCUUUGAGAUAGAAUAAAACAGCUUUUAUCCCCAACCCUCUCCAACCUGUCCUCUCCAUCAACUUGUCCUGUUACUGAAGAUAAAUUUGAUUCUAAGUGAAAAGAAUAAUACUCUUGACCUUUAAAACAAAAAGGAAGGUAGGCAGAAAUACUGUGUGUUAUUGUACAAGGAAAAAUUUACUUGUGCAUAUGUAUCAAACCUUGUUCUGAAAGUUUAUAAGUUUCAAUGGAAAAUUUGAUUUUAUUACCAAACAAAACAUUUUUUAAAAAAUCAUAAGGUUCUAUUUUCCAUACCUAUUCCCUCAUUCACUAGCGUGGUCUAUCAGGACCUGCCUGGACAUGGAGUCAGGGUCAUCCUAUCAGGAAAAGAGGUGACAAGGGCCACAGCUUGUCUAGAUCUCUGAGCAACUCAGAGACAUCAGUGUCCUUAUGAGGAGCUUGCGUUUAAUCUAUUUAAUCUCUCUUGGCCACAGAUGCCUUACAUAUGAAAUAUUUUGGCCAAAUCUCAAAGAUUGCCUGUUGAACUUCCGUAUCUCAUGGGGUGUGACACAGAGGAGAUAGUUUUUAUUUUUCUUUCUUUCAAGAUCACUGAUAAUCACCAUGUUUUUCUAACUGCAGGAAUUGAAAUUGGGUUUCUAAAUUUUGAAAUGUGGCAUUCUGUGUAGCACUUUGUAAAAGCAAAACUACGAAUUUUGACGUUUUUAAAUAUUUCUUAGCUGCUUUUUAUUUAGAUGAUAGAUAAAUCUGCCUGUGCAAAGAAGAUAAUAAAACUUCUCUGUGAACUAUAGCUUUACAGUAAAAUUCUGUAGGAUCGACAUAGUUACAGUAUAAGCAUACUUGUUAUUAGCUAGUUAAGAGCACAGUGUAUUGGUGAAUAGUUGCUGAUGAAUCAGCCUGUGUCUUUUGUACUCUACCUUCCUAUCUGGACAUGGACUGUGUUUUUUCAACACAGCCAGUAUGUAGAAUGAAAUGUAUUCUUCUCCUUGUUAAAUAAAGCAACUAAGUGUUCUCUGAUGGGAUUACUCGGAGAUGACAGCCUUUGCCCACAAUUCCUGUUGAAGUCAAAGAAAGGUGCUUCAUUUUACAAUUAUAUUUAUCUUUUCAUGGUAAAGUUGUUUCAUUCAGUUUCUUGUAAUUUCUAUAUUUAGGUGCUACUGCUAGCUUUUUUUUUAAGUGUUAAACUGCUGCUUUUCUAAAAAGUACAACUACCUUAUAUUUGAAAAUACGAUUGCAGUCUUAGACAUAUAUAUUAUUUCUUAUAAUAAUAUCUGACAUUUUAUGUAGGAAAUGAGACAAUAAUAUUGAGAAAGUUUAUCUGUACAAACUUCAUUUUUACUUGCCCGCAUCCCUACAUCCCAAGACCUGCUGCAUAAUGCUAAGAAAAGAUUAUUUAACAUAUGACAUUUUAAGUUUCUGUUCAAAGUUUUCAUGGCAUUAAGUUGUCUCUUACAGUUAUUAUCCCUCUGUCUUUAAAAGUAAUACCAUGUGUCUUAUUUUUUUAUACUAUGGUUCAUAUUAUAGUUUCUAUAUUUCUUAAUGGUAUUUCAUUGUGUAAAAUUGAUCAGAGUCACUAAAAAAAAGCUACUCUCUUUGUAUUUUAAUGCUUCAUCAUACUGUUUUUGGCUUUUAAAUAAAUAUAAUAUGGUUUAUAGUGAAA